UUUGUUUUCAAACUAUUUCUAAAGUAAAUUAAUCGUCGAUUUGAUAUAAUGUUAUAUAUGAAACCACAAGAAAAAUAUCUAACAUAAAACCGUCAACGUUUCCAUCAUACAUCAACAUUCCCGUUAGACAACAUUUAUGAGAGGCGUUAAUAAUACGAAUUUGCCUAUACAACCCUAUCUAAUAUUAAUAGUUAUUUUUUUAUAGUAGUGAUUAAAGAAGUAUAUAACUAUAAAUCGGGGAAGAAUAAAGUAAUACACCACGGAUCUAGACUACAGGUGUCACCAUGGCUGAUGAUAUAGACAUAGAGGAACAUGAUGUCUUAGACAACCCACAUAUCAAGAAUAUAUUUCCGGAUAUAACAAAUAUCAAGACUGAAGUGAUUGACUAUGAAGAGGAAGAAAACCUUGAUUUUGAUAAUGAGAACUACGGGGCUCUCCAGUAUGAAACCGACCCCGAGGACAUCGAGGACGAAAUCCCCAAUUUAUAUCAGAACAGAAUAAUCCUGGGAACAAAACCCUGCGCGUCUGACUCAUCGUCAGACGAUGAAGAAACUGUGCCAAAACUUCUAGAAACCUUCGUUGUGUUGGAAGACUGGGGUAUUCUAUUGGAAAACAAUCCCUGUUAUUGUCAUAGUUGCCAGAUUUUAUUUCCCACCGAAAAUGCGCUCGACUCCCACAAAAUGACGGCGCACUCGUUCCUAAUAGCAGUUAGGAAUAACAAGGCGAUCAAGAGUACAAGUAAAAGUUCCAUAUCGGCCAGAUUGAAAUUCGAACAGGAUUUAGAAGAGGCGAGCGAUAAUCUCUGUAAUCAUUGCAAUGUUGUGUUCCCAGACGAGAUAGCUCUACUAAAACACUCAUACGCAUUGUUGCCGAGGAAAUUCGCAUGUGAAUUCUGUGAUCUAGUGUUCGAAAGUGAAGUGUCGUGUAAUAUACAUAAAAUGAUACAUUCGAACGUUGAAUGUUUUCGCUGUCCAAUUUGUUCGUGUUAUUUCAAAUAUGUGAAUAAGUUAAUCAGUCACAUCACUUAUCAGCACCGUACAGAGCUACCUGAUUUACCAGAGCGUGUGAUAACGAACUAUAAGUGUGCGUUCUGUGUCGCGAAGUUUAAAAACAAUAAGAGUUACAAUGGUCAUAUAUUGUACCACCAUCCAGAGUUUUAUAACAAAACAGAGGACCAAGUUGAAAACGAUAAGUUUAAAUGUCUCCCUUGUAAUAUAACAUUUCCAUCGGCUUAUUCGGAGAAGAUCCAUCGGGCCGCACAACAUACGAGUAAGCCAAGUGACGUCACCAAUCGUCGUAUAAAAUUGGAAAAUAAAAUAAAAUUGGAACCACUGUCGCCCAAGAAAAUUUCGCCCCAAAAGAUUGACUUAAAUCGAAGACCUAUACCGAGAUCGACGUUAUUCAAAUGCAAUAAAUGCCAACUACACUUUGUAUCGUGUAUUGUUGCAGUUGAACACACGAAACGUUGUGUGCUUAAAAAGGGGGAGUGGAAGUGUAAGAAAUGUCGACGUUCGUUCAAAUUGGUCGAUCGUCACAGUCAUACCACUCAGCAUAAAUCGAGCGAUCGGUUCAAAGUAAUAACGAUUGAAGACGAUACUUUAAACAAAUUAUUGUGUCGGUGUGUAUCCUGUAAAAUUUGCUUCGAUGAGAGAACUUUACUUAAAUACCAUAUAAAUGGCUGUACGGAAAGCGAUUCUGUGCAUUGUAAUUUAUGCAAUUUUCGUGUACACGAGCAUGCGAUAACGAAACAUAAAAGAAUACAUAAUGAAUUGGGUUCGGAACAGUUUCUCGUCGUUGAUUUCGUUAGUGCCGACCAAUUGACAACGGAGGAACCUGAAGUGAAGGCGUUAAGUUGUGUAAAGAAAGAGCCACGUCAAUUGAAGAAGGAGAAGUUCUACUACUACUGCCCCACAUGCCAGUGUUUCAUGAAGGUGAAUAAGUUACCAGAUAAACACAACAUAGGUAAAUGUAACACGCAUCUCAUGAAACGUAUCUGCAAGUUGUGUGGACUUAAAUUUUCGACCAAGAGCUUUCAGACGCAUAAAAAGGAGCACAAGAAAUUCCCCCAACUAAAACUUCGCGAUCUCACGUUCAAAAACACUCAGAGUUUGAGGAAAAUCAACCCACCAUUUCCAGAUUUCAAAAACUGUUCCAAAUGUAAUGUGAAGUUCUUUAGUGGUAUGGCUCUUAAGAGCCACGUAUGUGACGUUGAAGAAGCUAAGAUUUGUGUUUAUUGCGGUGAAAAGUUUAGUGAUCUCGCGUAUAAGUUACACGUUCCAUUUCACGAAUAUUCCGGUAAGAAGAAGCAAGUUUUUACCGAAAAUAUACCGGAAUUGAUAAAAAAAUACGAAUCUCUCAAAAUCGUCUGGAAUAUUCUCUAUCUCUGUGAGAUUUGUGACACGAUCCUUGACGAUUAUGACGAAGUAGUCGAGCAUAGUCAAAACCACUUUUGUAACAUGGAGAGCUACAAUAUUACCAUAAAUCGCUGCUCGAUAUGUGAUAUACAAAUUGUCAGCACAUGUUACGAGAAACAUAAGCAAUUACAUUUAGCGAACAGUGUCACUAAGAGUUCCUUCAAAAUUCUUCGUUACAAUUACGAUGCGCUUCUAACUGAUGAUUGGUUUAAUAUAUUUAAAGCAUUAGCGAAGGAGCAAGUUGACCAAAUUUUAAAUAAAAGCAAAUAUAAACACACGAGAAGUGUUCGAAUGGAAUUGUUGGUUGAUGGACCGAUCGAUUUGACGAUUUACCAAUGCGUUGUGUGUAAGAUCAUCGUCGAUUGUAACGCAGUAGCCGAACACGCUCAGAAUAGUUUGAAUUGCGUUAAUUCGAUCAAAUUUAAUUGCUCAAUGUGCCACUUAAGUUUUUCAACGAAAACCUCUCUGAAUUAUCACCGUUAUUUGCACGAAAAACACUUAAUCACGAAUAAGACGUUCAGAAUUAUAUCGUUUAAUGAUGAGAAAGAUUUAUAUGUAAAUGAUUCGUUGAGAUCGAAGAUGAACCCUGAAAGUUUGAAGUUCAUUCGCUGUCAACAUUGUGGUAAACUUAUAAACAAAUCAAAGUACAAAAGACAUGUAGAUUAUCACAUUUACAUGGCCAAGAAAACGUCAAAAGAAGGCAAGAAUCAACCCAAGUUCUUAGUUCGUUCUAAAUACAAAAAGACCGAUUUGUCAAAAGUACACAAUUUCUACAAAUGCAAAAAGUGUGGAGUAUGCGUUUUCAGAAAUAACGUCGUGAAACAUUUCUGCAGUACGAACAAACAGAAGAAACAGUGCUCGAAAUGUCAUUUGUGGUUCAGAUCGUCGCAUUUGAAUAAGCAUAUGAUGUAUCAUGAUAAAUUUAAGCUUACCAAAUACAAUAUCAAUGUUUUCAUCUUCAAAAACGGUAAAAUAGAAAGAGAGCGUCGCAAGGAAGACCAGGUAGUCCUGUAUCAGUGCUCAGACUGUUCCGUCUGUUUGCAUAGAGAAAUGAAUAUAAAAAGGCACAUAUGCAUCAGUGAUAACUACCAGAAAGUAUGUCGUUUAUGCGAAAUGCCAUUCCAUUGUUCCCGUAUGCAAAUCCACGAGAAAUUCCACGAAGAUAAAAAUUUCACAAAGAAUAAUGUAACUAUCAAAACAUUCAAGAGCAAAGAUGUAUUAAUAAAAUACCCACAAAAAUCAAAACCAGCUACUCAUUUGACAAUUGCAAAAUAUAGAAAAACAACAGUGAUUCCAAGGCAUUCGAAACUUAAUAAAAACAAACCAAAAACCGAGGAACUUGAUCCCCUAUUCCUGAGAUACGCACAUUUAAGAAACUUUAAAUGUACAGAAUGCAAUUUGCUUUUCGUAACGCCGUCUGCAUUACUGGAACACCAAAUUUCGUGUUCGACAGACAAUUACGGUGUUAAAUGUGAUACAUGUGGACUUAUUUUCCAUAAAUCAAUGAUAAAUUUGCACCAAGGCUUGCAAAGAUGCGGUCCACGAAGUGGUAAAUUAUUCAUCGUUACCAUAGACGCUAAAGAUGGAGCUAAAUAUGACGAAACAAAGUCUUUAUAUCGUUGUAACAAGUGUGGAAUUCACUUUACAUCAUUCAGAGCCAUAUUUAAUCAUGUCAAAAGCGAUCAUAUAAUUGUUAUGAAGCCUACUAAAUGUGAUAUUUGUAAUCUUUUAAUGUCAUGUCACAGUUGUCCGAGGCAUAAACUAAUUCAUCAUGAUAGAAAUUUAGCUCUCUCUGAUCUUAUUACACUCAACGUAGUUGAUAUGAGUUUAAGUAAAGCUUUAAAAGAUCAAUCAAAUAAAAUAGUUAAUAUUAUCGACUAUGUAUCUGGUGUGGACGAAUCUGACGGUGAAGAUAAACGAGCUACUAAAAGGAAAACUUGUGUCGACGAGGGAAUGCCCAAUAAAUAUAUAAAAUUAAAUACUGCUGUUUCAGAAAAAACACUGUCAAGCUCGCCCAGUGACAGUUUUAUUGACGAGAUUUACAAUUGUGAGAUAUGUAAUUUGAACUUUUUACAUAGGAGAACAUUAGAACGUCACAUUAACGAAGGUCGUCACAAUGAAAGGAAAUUCAAAUGUCCUAAAUGUAAUUUGAUUUUUACGCAAAAUUCAUUGACGCGUCAUAUUAAACUUCACCACGAUGCAGACGACUUAUCAGUUGUUCAUUAUGAAAGAAAAUCAUUACCGUCUGAUAAUUUAGAAUUCGACGAAGUAAAUAGAAUAAAUAAUCAAACGAAUAAUGAAUUAGUCGAUAUAGACAAUGAUUCUGAAUUAGAUGAAACUGUUGAUAGAGAUAAACAAGUAACUUUUAAAAGGAAAAGUUCUACCGAAGUAGAAAUUCCCAAGAAACAUAUUAAACUAAAUACGGCUAGUUCAGAAAGGACAGUGCGAAGUUCAACUAGUAAUAGUCUUAUUGAAGAAAUUUACAAAUGCGAUAUUUGUGAGUUAAAUUUCUUACAUAAAAGGACGCUAGAUCGUCAUAUUAACGAAGGACGUCAUAACGAAAGAAAAUUCAACUGUCCCGAAUGUGAUUUAAUUUUCACGCAGAAUUCAUUAACGCGUCAUCUUAAACUACAUCACGAUCCAAAUUAUACCAUAACACAUAAUCGUAAAACAGUCAGUCCAAAAGUAAUGGAUAAGUCCGUUGAUGAAGCUGAAGCAAACGUGAAAGUUAUUGAUAAACCAUUAAUUGUUGCUGACGAAGCUAAAGCUGCGGUCACUACUUUCCAACAAACAAAUAAAUUAACAAACAAGCUAUACAAAUGUAGCGAGUGUGACGUUUACUUUACGUUCGCAGAUGCGUGUCAUGAUCACGUGACCAGUCAUGUAUCAUUAGAUCCAACAGAAUACAUAGCUUGUAAACUAUGCGAUUUGCAAUUUCUAUGCGAAUAUCUCGGAAGUCACAUGAAAGGGCAUAGAGAAAAAACUUUCAGUAUAGACGAAUUGAUUGUUGAAGAAUACCAUAUUAAUGAUGGCAAAAUUAAAGUCGAUACAUAUUCCGCAGCGGAUAGAUUAAAAUCGAAAUUGGUUACGACGACGACUCAUUUCGAUACAGAAGAUGAAAAAAAUGAAAGAGACGAAAGCACGGUCGAUUCGACUGCUUCUGUUACGGAAUCUAAAGCAAAUUAUAUUGAUGACGUGAUUUCGAAUGAAGAUAGUCCUAGUAACGAUGGAGAAAUGAAUAAAGAGGAAGAUGAUGUUGAAAUCGUAACAGCGCCUAGUUCAGAGGCAGAAAAUAUGUUAGAAGUUAAGAGUACCUCUUUAAUUGCAACAGAUAUAUCGUCUUGAGAUUAGAACGAUUUUUUGAUUGCUGUUCUUUGGAAUAUAACUCGAUAUAUGAAUUGUGAUUCAUUAAAUAUUAAUUACAUACGUUCCAGAGUUAUUUCGUGAAGACACAAUGUGUUCAUACAGCCAGUACAGCCAUUUCGUAAUCAGUGUCAGUGACUGACUAAUCCAGUGAAGUGUAAUGAAAAUAUGAAAAUAAAUCUUAAUUAAUAUGAUUGUUAAGAAAAAAAACCGAAGUUUCAAUACUUAUAUCGUUUCUAGAACUGUCUAAGUUUGUUUUAAAACAUAAAAGAGAUUUGAAAAGUAACUUAGUAUAUUUUUGAUUGAAAAAUGAUAUUUUUUUAGUGUUCGAUGUUAACUAAUAUAAAAGUGUGGACAGUUUAAAAGAACUGUGAGAAAUACAUGCGGUAUUUAACUUCUAAAUUGAAGCCUUCGUUUGUGGUUGUAGGAAUAAGUGAAAUGGCUUUCGAAUUAUAAUCAAAUCAUCGGAUUCGAUUUGCAGAACAUUUUACAGAUUUUUGUUGACAAUCUUUAUCGAAUUCACACUCACACACACACACAUUUGAUACUAAAUGUAUUUUAGAUUUAUUUGUAUCAUAGCAAAACUUAGUCGAAGUUUUCUGCCAUGUAAAUUAUACCAUAACCUUCUCUGAUACGCAUUGCUUCUUUUGGUAUGAGCUUUAUGUGUAUUGGUUUUGUAAUGAAGUUUAAGGUCUCAUUUAAUAUUGAAGAUUAUAUUUAGACUACCGUAUCUUGUCGCAUUAAAGUCACAAUAGGUAACACUUAUGAUUAGAGAGAUUUUAUGUGAACAAUUUAAUAAGAUCGGACCCAUAAAUAUACUGAAAUAUUCUCUAUAAUCAUAUCAGAAAGAAAGAUAUAGCCUUUCCAAUGGAAAUAGG
Messenger RNA from Vanessa atalanta (red admiral), 6655 nucleotides. Its product is annotated as zinc finger protein 91-like. The record is from RefSeq and is a predicted model, not a curated record. Lineage: Eukaryota; Metazoa; Arthropoda; Insecta; Lepidoptera; Nymphalidae. Gene Ontology annotation, cellular component: nucleus. The transcript has 3 exons. Gene Ontology annotation, molecular function: DNA-binding transcription factor activity, RNA polymerase II-specific; RNA polymerase II transcription regulatory region sequence-specific DNA binding. Gene Ontology annotation, biological process: regulation of transcription by RNA polymerase II. Bases 285 to 5759 code for a protein of 1824 amino acids.